Messenger RNA from Pseudomyrmex gracilis, 2783 nucleotides. It is a transcript of the gene fat-spondin, whose product is annotated as spondin-1. Gene Ontology annotation, cellular component: extracellular matrix. Gene Ontology annotation, molecular function: serine-type endopeptidase inhibitor activity. NCBI's taxonomy places the organism in Eukaryota, Metazoa, Arthropoda, Insecta, Hymenoptera, Formicidae. Gene Ontology annotation, biological process: cell adhesion. The coding region runs from base 164 to 2458 and encodes 764 amino acids. The record is from RefSeq and is a predicted model, not a curated record. The transcript has 12 exons.
UAUGCAUCAGUUUUCACGCAUGUAUACACGCGAAUCGGUGACGGUGUGGCGUUGUUGGCGAUCGAAACGCAAAAUUCCACGAUUAUAAUUGCGUGUCACACCGAUAUAACGUGCGUGCGGUGAAACCGUGAAAGUGAACAUCAAUCGCAAGAAUAAUUCUAAAAUGUUGUUCUUAAUACUGGCGGCGUGUCUCGUCGCCAUGACUCACGCCGGAUGUCCCAUGAGACCGACGAUAGGACAAACUUCCGCAAACAGGACGCUGGGCGACGGCAAUUACAAGAUUCUUAUGAGCGGACAGACAAACGGAUACAUACCCGAUGCAGUCUACACAAUUAGUCUGCAAGGAUCGCAAACAAACGAGAGGUUACAACAAUUCACACGUUUCACACUCACGGUGCAUUCGCAGCACGCACCAAACAAUCUCUCAGCGCGCGUCGGUUACUUCCAGCUGUUUCCGGAUUUCACGACCACUUUCAACGAAGAUUGUAUUAAUACGAUUUCCGAAGAGAAUACAUAUCCGAAAUCAGAGAUUCGAGUGAUGUGGCGAGCACCGCCGGCCGGUUCCGGAUGUGUCAUCUUCACAGCGAUGAUUUUGGAAAACAACGUGCGAUGGUACGCCGAGGACGGUGCUCUCACUAAAAUUGUUUGCGAAUGGACGGGAUCGGAAGUCGAAAGUACGGAUGAGACUAAAUGCUGUGCUUGCGACGAAGCUAAAUAUUCGCUAACAAUGGAGGGCAUCUGGUCGAAUAGAACUCACCCAAAGGACUUUCCUUUUUCUGUCUGGUUGACCCACUUCAGCGACGUUAUCGGAGCGUCGCACGAGCCAAAUUUCUCUUUCUGGGGUAGAGAUCACAUCGCCACAGACGGUUUUCGACAAUUAGCCGAGUGGGGUUCUGCGACCGGUGUCGAAGCGGAAUUACGAGAGAAAUCUAAUCACCUUAGAACGCUUAUUAAAGCCGCCGGUCUCUGGUAUCCCAAUGUCAAUUCUAACACGACAACGUCCUUUAGAGUGGAUCGAAAUCAUCCCCUUCUCUCGGUGGCUUCUAUGCUAGGACCAUCUCCCGACUGGGUAGUGGGAGUGAGCAAGCUGAAUCUAUGUCAAAAAGAUUGCACCUGGGCGAAGAGCAUGUUGAUCGAUCUUUAUCCUUGGGACGCCGGCACUGACAACGGCAUUAGCUACAUGUCGACGAAUUCCGAGACGAAACCGCGCGAGAAGAUGAAGCCGAUAACGACGUUUUAUCCGGAAGAUCCGCGAUCUCCGUUUUACGACCCGUCCGGCAGACCCAUGCUCCCGCUGGCCAAAUUAUAUCUCAACAGGGAAAAAAUCAUCCCUCACGGAUGUAGCGAGGAACUUCUGCAGCGGCAAGUGGUCGAGUUAGAGGUGGCCGAGAACACGGAAGACACGACGAGACCGGAAUGCCAGACGACGGAUUAUUCGCCGUGGUCGUCGUGUUCGGUAACCUGCGGUAAGGGCCUAAGAAUGCGCACGAGGUCUUACAGAAUGCCGCAGAAAGCAGCCAUGUUCAAUUGUAACAGACAAUUGGUCUCCAAGGAAAUGUGCGUCGCGUCUAUUCCAGAAUGCUCAGGAGAAGAAGAAAACGAUGAUGACGUAAUCUCGUCGCCGAGUGACAAUCCGCUUUGCGAGACCACCGAGUGGAGCGUGUGGUCCGAGUGUUCGGAAACGUGCGGAGUAGGCUUGAAAAUGCGAACGAGAAGAUUCCGUGAUCAUCGUGGUCGUAAACAGUGCCCGCUUGUGUCGCUCGUCGAGAAGGAAAAGUGCAUGAACCCGCCUUGUCCGCCGGGAACGGAGGAGCAGAUCGAUCCUCUAUGCAAGGUGACAGAAUGGUCUGACUGGUCGCCGUGUAGCGCUUCUUGCGGCAAAGGUGUAAAAUUGAGAACUCGGCUGCUUAUAGUCGACCCGUCGCUGCAGACGGAAUGUUCCUCGCGCGUAGAAUUGCUUCAGCAACGACCGUGUCUCGUUCAAGCGGACUGCACAUUUGACAUGGCGACGGCAAAGGUUGUGUGCAUGGAGGAGGCAGAUCCCGGUCCCUGCAGAGGUUACUUCCAGAGAUGGGCUUUCAACCCGCAGAAAUUAAUGUGCGUGCCCUUCGCGUACGGCGGAUGUCGUGGCAACCGAAAUAAUUUUCUGACAACGGACGAGUGUAACAACACUUGCAACAUUGUGCGAUCUGUUCUGACUGGUCAGCUCGUCAACGAGACCGUAAAUCAAAUUCAGUCAAGUUCAUUCAGCAAAACAUUUAAUCAUUCUCGUCCAGAUUCUCGCGUAGACUGCGUGGUUUCACGUUGGACGAAUUGGUCACCAUGUAGUGUCACUUGCGGUCUUGGUCGCGUCAUAAGUUAUCGUAUCAUCGAGCGCGAAGCUGAGAACGGCGGCCGACCCUGUCCGAAAAAACUGUACCGUCAUCAUCGAUGCCAGCUCGCACCGUGUGAUGCAUAAGUAAAAAGGAAGCUCUUUACUCGGUGGCAUUUAACUUAUGUAUGUAAGCAUCUUUGAGAGUUGCACUCAACGAUAAAGGAAUCUACACACAAGUGAAAGAGUUAAUUUAAUAAUUAUAUCCAUAAAGAUAAAAGCUUUUUACUCUUAAGUUUCUAUUUUUAAUAAAUAGAUGGUUAUAUAAAUCGAUGUACAUUAGUGUCAAUAUUCUUUUGUAAGUUGAUCAUGUUGAUAAAUAUUAUAUAGUGUAUUUUACACACUGUUUGCUACAAAAUGCUGGGAAAUAUAUAAAUAUAUAAAUGUAUCAGAAUAAAUAAUAUUUUAUUAA